Messenger RNA from Lolium perenne, 1641 nucleotides. Its product is annotated as folate transporter 1, chloroplastic. Gene Ontology annotation, biological process: nucleotide transport; transmembrane transport. The record is from RefSeq and is a predicted model, not a curated record. NCBI's taxonomy places the organism in Eukaryota, Viridiplantae, Streptophyta, Magnoliopsida, Poales, Poaceae.
AACCGUCGCACCGAGCGCUCAAAAUCAAUUCACCCACGCCUCCUUCCCCUGCUCGCACCGCCCUCCCUACCCCGACCUCCACCUGCGGCUGCUGGCGGCCGGCGCCACCCUCCCUACCCCGCAUCCAUCCCCGGCUGACGGCGCGCCAUUCCUACCAGCGCCCAGACCGCGGGUACCCCUGGCCGGCGUUCCUCCCGGUGCCCAGCCGCGCAUCGGCCUCAUCGACGAGAGCCACCGGAGGAAGACGCCGCACGUCCUCGAGCUCACCGGCACGCGUGACCUCAACCUCGAGCUCGGGUGGCGGAAGAGAAGCGACCACCUCUCGCCCGCCCGAGAUGCCGUCGGCGGAGCCGUGGACCUGGGAGAACGCCGCCGCCGGAGCGACCGCCGGCUUCGCCACCGUCGCGGCCUUCCACCCGCUCGACGUCGUCCGCACUCGCUUCCAAGUGAGCGGCGGGAGGGGGUUGUCGGACCUGCCGCCGUACAGGAACACGGGGCACGCUGUCUACACCAUCGCACGAUCUGAGGGCCUGAGGGGACUUUAUGCUGGCUUUUAUCCUGCAGUUCUUGGAUCAACCGCUUCUUGGGGCCUAUAUUUCUUUUUAAUGUCUGUUUUGACAGUUAUAACAGAGCUAAACAAAGAUACUCUCAGGGGAAGGAUGUUCAGCUCCGUCCAUUCGACCAUCUUGUCUCAGCCGCAGAAGCAGGUUUGCCUGUUUACAAAUCCCAUAUGGCUGGUGAAAACACGAAUGCAACUACAGACACCUGGACAUGCUUCACCUUACUCUGGAUUUUCUGAUGCUUUGAGAACUAUUCUGAAAGAGGAGGGAUGGCUAGCACUUUAUAGAGGGAUUGGACCUGGACUUAUGCUGGUCACCCAUGGGGCGAUACAAUUCACAGCCUACGAGGAGCUUCGCAAGGCUAUGAUAUUUGCCAAAAGUAAACAAACAAGCACAGACAACAGAGGCAGCGAGGAUUUAUUGAAUUCCGUUGAUUACGCGGCACUUGGGGCUGGUUCAAAAUUAUCUGCUAUUCUGCUUACUUAUCCUUACCAGGUUAUCCGAGCCCGCUUGCAGCAACGACCUGGUAGUGAUGGUACCCCAAAGUACUCAGACAGUUGGCAUGUAGUUAAGGAAACUGCAAGGUACGAAGGUGUCCGUGGAUUUUACAGGGGCAUCACAUCCAACUUACUGAAGAACCUUCCAGCAGCUUCCCUCACGUUUGUGGUGUAUGAAAAUGUUAUCAAACUACUCAGAGCAUCCAAGGACAAGGCAUAGUUCCAACUUAACUCGACCAAGGAGAAACAUAGGAGGAAAAUAGGAAAAGAGAGAAUUGUUCCAUCCAAAAUUCCAAAUACAUAAUCUGCUCCCACUAUCCCGAGUUCAACGUGAAUACGUGAUAUUCUAUCGCAUUUCUUAGUUCAGGUGUUAUUCAGUUAACACCAACAGAUUUUGUUUUGACAAACAUUCUUUGUAGAGGAUAAUCCAUUUACCAUCUCUUCAGCAAGGAAUACUUCGAGUUGUCCAGUUGAAUAGUACUCUCGAAUACACUUUGUAGAGCUGCUGGGUUACGGUUGAACAUGUGAUGUUCCUGGUGUACUAAAUAUUUUCAUAACACAGUAUAGCUUUUCCUUGCUGCGUA